Glarea lozoyensis ATCC 20868 is the source of this 975-nucleotide messenger RNA. Its product is annotated as Putative cyclase. The transcript is spliced from 7 exons. Bases 1 to 975 code for a protein of 324 amino acids. Lineage: Eukaryota; Fungi; Ascomycota; Leotiomycetes; Helotiales; Helotiaceae. The record is from RefSeq and is a predicted model, not a curated record. Gene Ontology annotation, molecular function: arylformamidase activity.
AUGAAGGCACAAGAUCUUCCAAAAUUCAGUGAUAUGCCAGCCGUAAAAGGCAUGCCUCAUGGCACGGCCUGGGGUCUUUGGGACAAGAAUGGAGAACGUGAUAGCUGUGGUUCUCUAAACCUCCUGACACCCGAAAACACAAUCGCAGCUCAAAAAGAGAUCAAAUCAGGAACAGGAGUUGCGCUCAAUUGGGAUCUCGAAUGCGUUCACGAGCCUGGAUUCGCUCGAGAAAAGCCAAAGCAUGAACUCAAGGAUCUUCGGAGUAUGGGAUUUGUGGCCUUUGACGAUUUGAUUCAUAUCAACACCCAAUCUGGAUCUCAAUGGGACGGGUUCAGACACUGGGCGCACCAGGAGACUAAACUAUUCUACAAUAACCUUACAGCGGAUGAGAUUGUUGACGAGAAAAACAAUGAAAAGAAUGGCAUUCAUCAAUGGUCCCGCCGUGGUGGGAUUGUAGGACGUGCAGUUUUCAUCGAUUACGUCGCUUAUGCUGAACGCCACAACAUCAAAUACUCUCCAGUCGAGCGCCAUGAGAUUACCGUCAAGGAGAUCGAAGAGUGUGCAAAGGAGCAGGGCGUUGAAUUCAAGCCGGCAGAUAUUCUGGUGGUGAGAAGCGGGUGGAUAAAAUGGUACAACAGCGCGAGCACUGAGGAGAGAGUGGAGAAAGGGAAGAAUGGCCACGAGUUCGCUGGUGUAGGGGGAAAUGAGGAGAGUGUUGAGUGGCUUUGGGAUCAUCAUUUUGCAGCGGUAGCGGGGGACGCGAUAGCCUUCGAAGCUUGGCCACCUAAGGCUCCUUACAGACUCCACGACCACUUCCUUGCGCAAUGGGGUACACCGAUCGGCGAGCUCUGGAAUUUAGAGGAACUAUCAGAAGUUUGCGCAAGGGAGAAGAAAUAUUCUUUCUUCUUGACGAGUGCUCCAUUGAAUGUCCAUGGUGGAGUAGCCAGCCCACCGAAUGCUUUGGCCAUUCUUUGA